Molecule: messenger RNA, 4976 nt
Organism: Hyaena hyaena (striped hyena)
Lineage: Eukaryota; Metazoa; Chordata; Mammalia; Carnivora; Hyaenidae
Gene: TNN
Product: tenascin N
Exons: 20
Coding region: 82-4227 (1381 amino acids)
Molecular function (GO): protein binding
Source: RefSeq, a predicted model, not a curated record
CCCUGGGUGAAGGAAGUGUUGGAAGUGGUGCCCAGCAGUCUGUGAGGUCUCCGAGCUGAUCUGCUCCCCAUCUCCCCAAGGAUGAGUCUCCAGGGAAUGUUCUGGUUCCCCUUGGGGCUCCUCUUUGGCUCCGUGCUUUUGGGGGCCUCGGCCCCGGCCACCCUCGAGCCUCACGGCUGCAGCGACAAGGAGCAACAGGUUACCGUCAGCCACACCUACAAGAUUGACGUGCCCAAGUCCGCUCUGGUCCAGGUGGAGACUGACCCUCAGCCCCUCGGUGAUGAGGGGGCCUCGCUGCCGGCCCUGGGGGAGGCCGAGGAACAGAACAUCAUCUUCAGGCACAACAUCCGCCUGCAGACGCCACAGAAGGACUGUGAGCUGGCAGGCAGCGUCCAAGCCCUCCUGGCCCGAGUAAGGAAGCUGGAGGACGAGAUGGCGGAGGUGAAGGAGCAGUGCCAUGUUCAGCGCUGCUGCCAAGGUGCUAACGGCCACUGCAGCGGCCACGGGACCUUCUCCCCGGAGACCUGCGGCUGCCGCUGCGAGCAGGGCUGGGAGGGCGCCGCGUGCGAGCGGCCCACCUGCCCCGGCGCGUGCAACGGCCACGGGCGCUGCGUGGACGGCCGCUGCGAGUGCGACGCGCCCUACUUGGGCGCCGACUGCGCCUACCCCGCCUGCCCCGAGGACUGCAGCGGCCACGGCGUGUGCGUGCGCGGCGCGUGCCAGUGCCACGAGGACUUCACGUCCGAGGACUGCAGCGAGCGCCGCUGCCCCGGCGACUGCGGCGCCCACGGCUUCUGCGACACGGGCGAGUGUUACUGCGAUGAGGGCUUCCGCGGCCCCGACUGCGCCCAGGUGGUGGCCCCCCAGGGCCUGCAGCUGCUCAGGAGCACGGAGGACUCCCUGCUGGUGAGCUGGGAGCCGGCCAGUGAGGUGGACCACUACCUCCUCAGCUACUAUCCUCUGGGAGAGGAGCUCUCGGAGAAACAGGUCCAGGUGCCCAAGGAGCAGCACAGCUAUGAGAUCCUCGGUUUGCUGCCCGGCACGAAGUACAUGGUUACCCUGCACAACGUGAAGAAGGAGGUUUCCAGCAGCCCGCAGCACCUGCUUGCCACCACUGAUCCGGCUGUGCUUGGCACUGCGUGGGUGACUGAGGAGACUGAGAGCUCCCUGGAUGUGGAGUGGGAGAACCCCCCGACCGAGGUGGACUACUACAAGCUGCAUUAUGGUCCCCUGACGGGGCAGGAGGUGGCUGAGGUCACUGUGCCCAAGAGCAGUGACCCCAAGAGCCGCUACGACAUCACCGGUCUGCAGCCGGGGACAGAGUAUAAGAUCACCGUCAUCCCCAUGAGAGGAGGACUGGAGGGCAAGCCGAUCCUCCUGAACGGCCGCACAGAAAUUGAUGGCCCAACCAACGUGGUCACUGACCGAGUGACAGAAGACACAGCGGUGGUCUCCUGGGCCCCAGUCCAGGCUGUCAUAGACAAGUACGUAGUGCGCUAUACCUCAGCUGAUGGGGACACCAGGGACACGGCGGUGCCCAGCGAGCAGAGCAGCACCAUCCUGACGGGCCUGAAGCCAGGGGAGGCGUACAAAGUCUACGUGUGGGCCGAGAGGGGCAGCCAGGAGAGCAAGAAGGCCGACACCAAGGCCCUCACAGACAUUGACAGCCCAACAAACCUGGUGACUGACCGGGUGACAGAGAACACGGCCACCGUCUCCUGGGACCCGGUGCAGGCCGUCAUCGACAGGUACAUGGUGCGCUACAUGUCUGCUGAUGGAGACACUGGGGAUGUGCCGGUGGGAAAGGACCAGAGCAGCACCGUGCUGAUGGGCCUGAGGCCUGGCGUGGAGUACACGGUCCAGGUGUGGGCCCAGAAGGGGGCCCGGGAGAGCAAGAAGGCUGACACCACGGCCCCGACAGACAUUGACAGCCCAACAAACCUGGUGACCAACCGGGUGACAGAGAACACGGCCACCGUCUCCUGGGACCCGGUGCAGGCCGUCAUCGACAGGUACAUGGUGAGCUACACGUCUGCUGAUGGAGACACCGGGGAGGUGCCAGUGGGGAAGGACCAGAGCAGCGCCGUGCUGAUGGGCCUGAGGCCAGGCGUGGAAUACACGGUCCAGGUGUGGGCCCAGAAGGGGGCCCGGGAGAGCAAGAAGGCUGACACCACGGCCCCAACAGACAUUGACAGCCCAACAAACCUGGUGACCGACCGGGUGACAGAGAACACGGCCACCGUCUCCUGGGACCCGGUGCAGGCCGUCAUCGACAGGUACAUGGUGCGCUACACGUCUGCUGAUGGAGACACCGGGGAGGUGCCGGUGGGAAAGGACCAGAGCAGCACCGUGCUGACGGGCCUGAGGCCGGGCGUGGAGUACACGGUCCAGGUGUGGGCCCAGAAGGGGGCCCGGGAGAGCAAGAAGGCUGACACCAUGGCCCCGACAGAAAUUGACAGCCCCAAAAACCUGGUGACCGACCGGGUGACAGAGAACACGGCCACCGUCUCUUGGGACCCGGUGCAGGCCGUCAUCGACAGGUACAUGGUGCGCUACACGUCUGCUGAUGGAGACACCGGGGAGGUGCCAGUGGGGAAGGACCAGAGCAGCGCCGUGCUGACGGGCCUGAGGCCGGGCGUGGAGUACACGGUCCAGGUGUGGGCCCAGAAGGGGGCCCGGGAGAGCAAGAAGGCCGACACCAUAGCCCCGACAGACAUUGACAGCCCCAAAAACCUGGUGACCGACCGGGUGACAGAAAACACAGCCACCAUCUCCUGGGACCCGGUGCAGGCCGUCAUCGACAGGUACAUGGUGCGCUACACGUCUGCUGAUGGAGACACCAGGGAAGUGCCGGUGGGAAAGGACCAGAGCAAUGCCGUGCUGAAGGGCCUGAGACCGGGCGUGGAGUACACAGUCCAGGUGUGGGCCCAGAAGGGGGCCCAGGAGAGCAAGAAGGCCGACACCACAGCUCCGACAGACAUUGACAGCCCUAUAAACCUGGUGACUGACCGGGUGACAGAGAACACGGCCACCGUCUCCUGGGACCCGGUGCAGGCCGUCAUCGACAGGUACAUGGUGCGCUACACGUCUGCUGAUGGAGACACCGGGGAGUUGCCUGUGGGUAAGGACCAGAGCAGCUCCGUGCUGACGGGCCUGAGGCCGGGCGUGGAGUACACGGUCCAGGUGUGGGCCCAGAAGGGGGCCCGGGAGAGCAAGAAGGCCGACACCAUGGCCCUGACAGACAUCGACCCUCCCAAGAACCUUCGUCCAUCUGCUGUCACACAGUCUGGAGGGGUGUUGACCUGGACGUCCCCCUCUGCUCAGAUCGAUGGCUACAUUCUGACCUACCAAUUCCCAGAUGGCACCGUUAAGGAGGUACAGCUUGGAAGAGGGGACGAGAGGCUUGAGUUGCAAGGCCUUGAGCAGGGAAUUGCCUACCCAGUCUCCUUGGUUGCCUUUAAGGGUGAUCGCCGCAGCAGAAGCGUGUCUACCACCCUUUCCACAGUUGGUGCCCGUUUUCCGCAUCCUUCUGACUGCAGUCAAGUUCAGCAGAACAGCAAUGUUGCCAGUGGUCUGUAUACCAUCUACUUGCACGGUGAUGCCAGCCGGCCCCUGCAGGUGUACUGUGACAUGGACACGGAUGGAGGUGGCUGGAUUGUCUUCCAGAGGCGCAACACUGGGCAGCUGGAUUUCUUCAAGCGCUGGCGGACCUACGUGGAAGGCUUUGGGGACCCCAUGAAGGAGUUCUGGCUGGGACUUGACAAGCUGCACAAUCUCACCACUGGCACCUCCACCCGGUAUGAGGUGAGAGUGGACCUACAGACUGCCAACGAAUCCGCCUAUGCUGUGUACGAUUCCUUCCAGGUGGCCUCCAGCAAGGAGCGGUACAAGCUCACAGUCGGGAAAUACAGAGGCACAGCCGGGGAUGCUCUUACUUACCACAAUGGAUGGAAGUUUACAACUUUUGACAGAGACAAUGAUAUUGCCCUCAGCAACUGUGCCCUGACACAUCAUGGUGGCUGGUGGUACAAGAACUGCCACUUGGCCAACCCCAAUGGCAGAUACGGGGAGACCAAACACAGUGAGGGGGUGAACUGGGAGCCGUGGAAAGGACAUGAAUUCUCCAUUCCUUAUGUAGAGUUGAAAAUCCGCCCUCAUGGCUACAGUGGAGAGCAUGUCCUGAACAGAAAGAAGCGGACAGUAGGAGAAAAUUUGAGAACAUUCUGAUGGCCUAUUUGAACAGUCAUUGCACGAGACAAGACCAGCCCAGGGUUGGGGCUGUGUAGGCUUGGGGCAAGGUGGGUAGUAGUGACUGGUUAAUGGAAGUUAGAGGGAUGCUCCUGGCCUCUGGCUUCUGAGAUGGCUGGGUAACCUCCAGAACAAGUGUGUGACCAAGCUUCAGACCGCACAGGUUACGUCUCUGUCACCUGCAUUUCUGCCCAUCUAUAUUGGGGGCCUGCAAAUCAACACAAUAGUAGUUGUGAGAAAGACAACACCGGACUGCAAGGUUUGUCAGUCUGUUUUCAGUAACAAAUAUAUGGGAUUGGGGGAACGGGGGUUAAGAAAAGAAUCAUCUAGCAUUUUGCCAAUUGAGAGUCUCUGGAAAUUGGUGUAUAUAUAUUUAAAGUUCUGCUAAUAGAAAUCUUUUCUCUAGAAAGCAGUACCAAGGAAGUGUUUUCUUUGAUGACCAAGGAAGGGGGUAACGUAGUCUAAUACUUGUUGCCUCCCAAGACCAUUGGGUUUUGAGGAAAAAAGUAUGAAUCUUCCCCUGUUUUAAAAAUGCUAGAUUAGGAGAAAGAACAAAGGGAACCACAAGGGACCAAGAUGGAUUCACAUCUAGUGAAGUUGUGACCAAUGUCCAGCAGGCUGGGAACCCAGCUUCCACGUUACCGCGCUUUUCAAGUUUCCCCCUUCCCAUGUAUUUGCAUAGUUACUUUCAGAGAUCUGCAUAUGUUGUGAAUAAAUUCUCACACUCA